Ichthyophthirius multifiliis is the source of this 426-nucleotide messenger RNA. RefSeq lists its product as hypothetical. The transcript has a single exon. NCBI's taxonomy places the organism in Eukaryota, Ciliophora, Oligohymenophorea, Hymenostomatida. The record is from RefSeq and is a predicted model, not a curated record.
AUGGAUAAAUAAGGAUAUACAACAGGAACAUUAUCAAUAGCAAACGGUACUUAAGCAUUAUGUUUAAAUCCUUCGACAUUAAAAGGAAGAAUAAAAAAUAUAGAAGAAAAAGCAAAUGUAUUAUCUGAUGAAUUAAGCAAACACAAAAAAGAAUUUUAAGUGUUGAAAAAUGAAAAAGAGACAGUCGAAUAAGUAUUAAGAGCAAAAAACUAAGGUAUAUAAAAUAUUCUUUAAAAUGAAAUAAUAAGAUUAGAAGAAGAAAUGAAAAGACAUUAUGCACAUUAAAGAGCAGAAGGUAAUAGAAUAUAAUUAUCAUUAGACGCUUUAAAGUCUGAAAAAACAGCUUUGUAACAAGCUUUAAAUAAUAUUGAAUAAAGAAUUAAUUAAUUAGAAUAUGGUGUUGGAGAUAAUGAAGUCUAAAAUUGA